AAGCAAAACACGGGAUUAACUUUGCCCUGUGCGGGCUUGUCGGGAGCGGUGAGCGCUGCUCCACCGGCGCCGAGCGCAGCCCGCCACGAUGGGGGCCAGGCUGCUGUGCCUGUGCCUCCUCACCGCCCUGCUCGGCUACUACAUCUACAGCCCGCUCCCCGAGGAGCUGGCCCAGCCCGGGACUGUGAUGCUGCUCUCGGCUGCCCUGAGGGUCGUGGGGCACCUGUCGGAGGCGGCGGAGAUGCUGGGGCUGAUGCACUACAUGGAGGGCUUGAGGCUGAUCACGGCUGUGGAGCUGGUCGGGCCCACGUCGGAUGAAAACGUCACCGUGACAGACACGGAGCUCAGCAAGGUCCCCGUGCGCCUGUUCCUGCCCCGGAGGGCACCCGGUGGGCUCAGGAGCGCUGUGCUCUUCUUCCACGGCGGGGGCUGGUGCCUGGGAGAUGCAGGCAUGCACGGCUACGACCUCGUGUCACGGCGGAUUUCAAACGAGCUAAAUGCUGUCGUGGUGUCAGUCAACUACAGGCUGGCCCCCGCUCACCGUUUCCCCGCGCAGUUUGAGGACGUGUACGCGGUGACAAAGUUCUUCCUGCAGAGCGAGGAGCUGGCCCGGUACCGGGUGGACCCCGCGCGCGUCUGCGUGGCCGGAGACAGCGCCGGCGGCAACCUGGCCGCGGCCGUGGCACAGCAGCUGUUGGAGGACCCUGAAGUGAAAACCAGGCUGAAAGCUCAGGUUCUGAUCUACCCCGCCCUGCAGGCCCUGGACCUGGACCUGCCGUCGUACCGGGCCAACGCGGACAAGCCUCUGCUGAGCCGGGCGCUGAUGGUCAGGUUCUGGAGCGAGUACCUGUCGGGGGAGCCGGCGCUGUGGGAGGCCAUGGCCUCCAACCGGCACGUCCCCGCCGAGGCCGGGCCGCUGCUGCCGCGGGUGGACUGGCGGCGCUGGCUGCCCGCGCCCAUGCGGGCGGGCCACGGGCACGGCGGCCCCGCCGCGGGCGCCGCGGGCCCGGCCCGGCCGUGGCCCGGCCUGCUGGACCCCCGCUUCGCCCCGCUGCUGGCCGGCGAGGCCCGGCUGCGCCGCCUGCCCCCGGCCUUCAUCCUCACCUGCGAGCACGACGUGCUGCGCGACGACGGCGCCAUGUACGCGGCCCGGCUGCGCGCCGCCGGCGUGCCCGUCACCCACCACCACGCCAAGGACGCCUUCCACGGCGCCGUCACCUUCGUGUCGUGGCCGCUGGAGCUGGCCCUGGGCCACCGCCUGCUCAACACGUGCCUGGCCUGGCUCAGGGACAACCUGUGAGCGGCCUCUGCUCGCCCUCCUCGGCCGCCGGCCGGGGCUGGGGCCGGGGCCGUGCUGGAUUUUGGCCAUGAUUGAGCCUUCCCUGUGAUUCCCGCAGUGCUGGGGCUGGAGCACUUGCACUUCCCUCCUUCUCUGCCAGGAAAUCAGUCUGAUCCCAACCCACGCGUCCCCCCAGUGCUGCCAUCGGAACCUCAAACCCCCACGCUGCCUGGGGUUCCCCCUCUGGCCCUGCAGCCUCCCACAUUCGGUGUCUUGUCCCCGUGUGUGCUCCUUUGUCCCUGUCACAGCCUGUCCGGGCCGGGCCGUGUGCCCCAGGGCGCGGCGGGCACACGGGCGGGCUCGGGGCUGCUCCUUGCCCUGCGGGCUGUGGCAGCAGGGCCCUGUGCUCCAGCGGUGAUGGGGGAACAGAACCCCUGCAGGCUGCGCUGGGGCUGCUCUUCCUGCCCUGCACAGCUUGGGGGAAACACUUGGAAACCCAGUGGGAUGGCUGAAAAAUUUUGGGGUUUGUUUGUUUUGGGGGUUUUGUUUAUUUGGGGUUUUUUGUUCUGUUGUGGGUUUUUUUUAAAAACACGUAUCUUACUCCUACUUCCUUUCUUUCAUCCUUGAACUAGCAGGAAAUAGUGAAACCAACCAGCACUGGAUAUUCACUGGAAAAAGGAAGCUGUGAAGGUCCCAGCCUUACGAUAACACUGCUGCAUGGUCUGUGCUCUACUUAUCUCUUAAGUCACGUACUAGGUGUUCUAAUUGUCCUUAAAAUUGUUUAUCAGAUUUUACAUAUGAUUUCUUAAAAGUAGAAUUUGCUUAGAGGCUUGAAAAAGAAAUGUGGUUCAGCUGGGUGUGUGGGACAAUAACCUCUGAGUAAAUGUUUUGUGUGUUAAAUAUAAACCCUAAAACUUUUGACUGAAGCAUGAAUGCAGGGGUUGGCUGUUGGUUUAAGCAAAUCAAACACUGAUCAGGUACUUCAUGUAUCCUGCUCUUCUUUUGCAUAAAAGGCACUGAAUCUUCAACAAUUCUGGGUUAUUUUUCCUGAGUGUGUGUGGCCUGUUCAGGUGGAAUCUGUACAGGAUGAUCGCUGUUUUCCAUCUUUAUUAAGCUGAAUAUAAACAUUAAAUUUGUUUUUGAUUCCAG
This is a messenger RNA of Prinia subflava (tawny-flanked prinia), 2428 nucleotides long. RefSeq names its product arylacetamide deacetylase (gene AADAC). The transcript has 5 exons. The record is from RefSeq and is a predicted model, not a curated record. Lineage: Eukaryota; Metazoa; Chordata; Aves; Passeriformes; Cisticolidae. Bases 89 to 1300 code for a protein of 403 amino acids. Gene Ontology annotation, molecular function: carboxylic ester hydrolase activity. Gene Ontology annotation, cellular component: membrane.